AAUAAUAUAAUUAUAUAUAAUUAUCAUUGUGUGAGCAAAGCUAAGUGCAAAAUUGCGAAGGAGAAAGGAAAGGUUGUCUCUGCGUGGGGGUGUGUGUGUGUGUGUGUGUGUGUGUGUGUGUGUGGAGUGGCGUGUGUGUACCUGCCCUCUCUCUUGCCGGCGCUAUCGUCGGAAUUCCGUUCUUGAUUUUCCGAUCACCGGAUUCGAUCCUAUCUCGAAUCCCUAAUUGUGCGUUUUGUUCUAUCAAUUGAAAUUCGACAGCCAUUCAAUCGUUUUUGGGUUUUGGAGGUGGGGAUGGACGAUUACGCGAGCAGCGACGACGAUUACCGUUACUCCGAUCGAGAAGACUCUGUCGACCCCUUUGAAAACGACGACCAAGAUUUUCCUUUCCUCUCUUCCAAGGGUCCUACCACUCAGGUGAUUACGAAGGAAUCACUGCUGGCUGCACAGAGGGAGGAUUUGCGCCGAGUGAUGGACAUGCUUUCAGUGAGAGAGCAACAUGCUCGUACGCUUCUUAUUUAUCAUCGUUGGGAUGUGGAGAAGUUGUUUGCAGUGUAUGUAGACAAGGGGAAGACAUUUCUGUUUGCUGAGGCUGGUGUUAGUGUGGAUGAACAUCGCGACUCUGACUCAUCUGUUCCUUCUACAGUAAUGUGCGAAAUCUGCAUAGAGGACAUUCCUAGUCAUGAAGCAACGAGAAUGGAUUGUGGUCACUGCUUUUGCAAUUCCUGUUGGACAGAGCAUUUUGUUGUCAAGAUAAAUGAGGGUCAAAGUAAACGCAUUAGAUGCAUGGCACACAAGUGCAAUUCCAUUUGUGAUGAAGCUGUUGUAAGAACUCUUCUAAGUAGAAAGCACCCUGAUAUGGCAGAGAAAUAUGAACGCUUUCUGCUUGAAUCCUACAUUGAAGACAAUAAGAGAGUUAAAUGGUGUCCCAGCACACCUCAUUGUGGGAAUGCAAUACGGGUUGAGGAUGAUGAACCGUGUGAGGUAGAAUGUUCAUGUGGUUUACAAUUUUGUUUUAGUUGCUUGUCAGAAGCACACUCCCCUUGUUCAUGUUUGAUGUGGGAGCUUUGGGCUAAGAAGUGUCGCGAUGAAUCAGAAACUGUUAAUUGGAUAACUGUUCAUACAAAACCAUGUCCAAAGUGCCACAAACCAGUGGAGAAGAAUGGUGGUUGUAACUUGGUUAGCUGUAUCUGUGGCCAAGCAUUUUGUUGGUUGUGUGGUGGAGCUACUGGCCGAGAGCAUACUUGGUCAAGUAUAGCUGGUCAUAGCUGUGGUCGAUACAAAGAGCAAGAGAAAACAGCUGAACGGGCAAAGAGGGAUCUAUAUCGGUAUAUGCACUAUCAUAACCGAUAUAAAGCUCACACAGACUCCUUUAAGCUUGAAAGCAAACUGAAAGAGACUAUACAAGGGAAGAUUGCAAUUUCAGAAGAAAAGGAUUCUACACUUAGAGAUUAUAGCUGGGUAAAUAAUGGACUUGCCAGACUUUUCAGAUCUAGGCGUGUCCUAUCAUAUUCAUAUGCAUUUGCUUUCUACAUGUUUGGAGAUGAGCUUUUUAAGGAAGAAAUGACAGAAGCUCAAAGGGAAAUAAAACAAAACUUAUUUGAGGAUCAACAGCAGCAGCUUGAGGCAAAUGUUGAAAAGCUCUCUAAAAUUUUGGAGGAGCCUUUUGAAACCUUUUCAGAUGAUAAGGUUAUGGAGAUAAGGAUGCAGAUCAUCAACCUUUCGACAAUUACUGACAAACUUUGUCAAAAAAUGUAUGAAUGCAUCGAGAACGAUUUAUUGGGUUCUCUCCAUCUUGGCAUGCAUAGUAUUGCUCCAUAUAAGUCAAAGGGGAUCGAGAGGGCAUCAGAACUUUCAGUUUGUUGGAGCAACAAAGCCAAUAAUACUGGUGUAACAGCAGAACUUGAUAGGCCUUCUGGAUCAGGGAGUUCAGAUGACAGUGGAUGCUCGUCUCGGAAGCGUGCUAGAAAGGAGAGUGUUGGAGGUGGUUUUUUUGAUCUAAACUUGCCAGCAGAGUUUGUAGACAGAAAUUGACUUUGAAGGACACCUUAUAUACGUACAGGCGUACAGGUCUAACAUAAAUUGCUUUGCUGCCUUUAAUGGAAUUAAUCAUUUUGGAUUUUACACCAAUGCAGUUUACCCCCCACAAUUUGCUUUCAUAUAUAUCUCUUUCUUUUGGCCAUGUCUCUGCUGAUGAUAUAUGUUUCCAAAAGAAUAGUUCCAAGCUCCUUAUUCCUGCUUCAUUUGCGUUUCUGUUUAAAAUCCUAGCGCUGUAUAUAGCCUUGCUGCAUUUAUUUGCUAGUAGUUCAUGUAUAAAUGUCUACCUGGGUUUUAUCAACACCCUUGAGGACAACCUCUAGGAUGUUCUUAUUCCUAUCUUUUGGAGUUACAAGUGGAGGUUACUUCACUUCCCUUUCUGUUUUCAUUAUUUUUCUUGUUCAAGCCCAAUUUUUUUAAUGCUAUUUCUUUCCAAACAUCGCACACAUUAGUAAAGUGCUGAUUUAAUAUAUUUUAAGAAAUCUGUAUUAGUAAAUAUCUUUUUAAUAUAUAGGGAUGUGAUG
Messenger RNA from Abrus precatorius (Indian licorice), 2561 nucleotides. RefSeq names its product probable E3 ubiquitin-protein ligase ARI2. Bases 295 to 2034 code for a protein of 579 amino acids. The record is from RefSeq and is a predicted model, not a curated record. Gene Ontology annotation, biological process: positive regulation of proteasomal ubiquitin-dependent protein catabolic process; protein polyubiquitination; ubiquitin-dependent protein catabolic process. Lineage: Eukaryota; Viridiplantae; Streptophyta; Magnoliopsida; Fabales; Fabaceae. Gene Ontology annotation, molecular function: ubiquitin protein ligase activity; ubiquitin conjugating enzyme binding; zinc ion binding. Gene Ontology annotation, cellular component: ubiquitin ligase complex; cytoplasm. The transcript is spliced from 7 exons.